Messenger RNA from Botrytis deweyae, 849 nucleotides. RefSeq lists its product as uncharacterized. The transcript is spliced from 3 exons. The record is from RefSeq and is a predicted model, not a curated record. Lineage: Eukaryota; Fungi; Ascomycota; Leotiomycetes; Helotiales; Sclerotiniaceae. Bases 412 to 849 code for a protein of 145 amino acids.
CCGAAGGAUCAAUUAGUUAAAGAGGGAUGGGGGCUGGUUAUGAAUAUCAAGUAUAUCAUUUAGACUCUGCUCCGGAUCUUGAAAAAAAAAACCGACUCUUAUAACUUGAUAAUUUUGUGCUGUUUUUCACACCCAAGACUUCCGCGCAUGGCCAAUCUUUUGUUUUGGGACCUUUUCCAUUUGUAUUUCAAAUCACGAUACGAACUACGAAGUCCUUCACAUUCCUUUGUACAGAAGAUCCUUGCAUGUAAUGAGGUUGGAGUCUAAGGUCUAUUAGACGCUCUUCCCAUCGGCUCUUCUGCAUCAUUACACAAACCUAAACUCUUCUGGUAGAAGGACUCGUACUCCUUUGUCCAUCGCCGAGUACGAUGCGCGAAAGAAUUUACACUGCCACUUGACUCCAAACUCUGGAUGAUCAUGCUUCCAGCUUCUCACAUCCACUCACUCACCAUGAGGCAGACGAGGCAGACAUUUGUUGAGGAUUUUCUUUCUCAAUCUAUUGGAUUCACCCUGCCAAUCAAAUAUCCUUCAACGAGUGCAUCUGCCGCCAUGCUGUCCAAUCAAGGUUCGGUUCGAAGGACUAUGCAGCUGGUCAUGAACAACAAACCACGACGACAUGUUACACUAGCAGUUUUUCUUGACUUAGAAAGUAUGCAGCUAUUGAUAUAUAAAGCUAUGUCUUGCGAGUGGUUAGAGCGUAUAGUACCACACAAUCGCCAAAGAAAAGCAAACUCAGUCUCACAACAUGGGAUUACAUUGAUUCCUUUUCCCAUCCCAGAUUAUCAGAAGGUUUCAGUCUACCUCAAAAUACCACAUCAGCUCUUUCAAUUCCUUGACUGGGAACGUUGA